AACAUCUAGUGAACAGCAUGUGGACAGCUUGAAUUCAUCUGAGCAAACAUCUAGUGAACAGCAUGUGGAAAGCUUGAAUUCAUCUGAGCAAACAUCUAGGGAACAGCAUGUGGACAGCUUGAAUUCAUCUAGCACAUCUGUUGAUCAGCGAAGAGAAAUUUCAGAUUGGUCUUCAUGUUUUAAAUCUGAUGGUAGAGACCUUAUGGGGGAUGGAUUGAUGCAGUCCAAAGUAACAAUGGCCAUGGUGGUCCACAUGAGUGACCAUAAAAGACCAGAUGAACAUCAAUAUGGCAGAGCUGAAGGGAACCUUCUGAUCUACCAAGCAACGAGGGGAGAUAACCUGAACAAUGUAUUGGGAUUCAUUUUGUUUUCUGGUAAGCCCAUUCAAUAAUUUAUUUUAUUAUUAAUUAACAUUUCCGUUGGGUCAAAAUACAGUGCAUCCUCGCUAAGGGGUCGUUCGCACAUUACGUCACGCUCGGAGGGGGGCUAGUGUCAAGAAUUUGUGACAUGUGACGGGGGAGGAGGGGGGGGGCGGGUCUCAAAAAAUUUGUGACAUCACGUUUUUAAAAAUAUUGUAAAAUGUUUUUUUAAAAUAUAAAAUUUUCUAAUUUUGAAAAUCUUUAUUCAAUUAAUUUUAAAAACAUUAAUUUAAGGUCGCUAUUGCCUCAGGUAUUAUAGGUACCAUGAAACUCAGUCGUGCAGACCUUCUGCACACAUCAAAAAAUGAUGCAACAAAUUAUGGCCAUUUACAUUUGGUUUGUGGAUGACUUCUUUUUUUCACAUCACAGUUUUUAAUAAUGCUACAUCUUAAUCCAUUAUGGGAAAUUGUUAAAGAAUAAAAUAAAAUCUUAGUUUGGUUAUGAAAAUUUUAUGUAUAAUUUAAUUCUUUUUUUAGGUGUGAUGUGACCAGGGGGGGUGGGGGGCUAAAAAGGUGGGCGUUUUCGUGACGUAAUUUGCGAACAACCGCUAACACAAUAAUUGAGGCUCUUAAAAUCAGAUUGCGUUAAUAGCAGGUUCGCAUUGAUGAUUUUUUCAUAAUAGCAUUUUGAUUUUUAAUAAUAGAAAAAUAGUUGAUUUUUUUUUUUGAAAACAAAUCUUUCAAUCUAUUGGGGUUAUGAGCUAUGCUGUGUUAAACUUGGGACUAGUUUGGUAGAUUUGUGAUUUUUGUGGUCUGAGGAAUUUUUUUUCUUUUUUUUUUUGUGUACUUAAAAAAAAUAUAUGUGCGAAUGAAUAUAUGAAAAUUUGGAAGCCAUGCAACAACCAAGUUAUAUCUGAAUGCAUGUUCUAGUGGGAUUCCACUUUGCUUGAUAUUUGUUUCCUUAUGCAUUGUAUUAUUUGCAGUGCUUAUUUUUACAUUCAAUUUGAAAGAACUAAAGCAGUUUUAUGCAACUUUUGAAAGAGAAAUUAUUUUUUUUUAAAGGGGUUUGAAAAUUUGUUUGUGGUACCAACAUGAAACAAAGCAGGUCUCUUUAAAGAUGGCACAGAUUUGAUCAGAAAUCAAAAUAUUAUACAAGGAGAUAAGGAAACCACACUGAAUUCAGAAUUAUUUCUCUUAGCUGACAAUAAUUCACUGUCUGUACACUAAUUAAAUUUUUAUUUUAAUAUAUCUCUGACUUUUAUUUUUAAAUUUCAGAUCUUGGUGUCCAUCAUGCUACAUUUCGAGUUAGUAAGGCUUUAACUUUCAGCCACUUGGAAAAUUGCCUCAGCAUUUUAAUGUCAAUGUAUAUCAUUGAGGAAGCUGGCCCAGCCCAUCACAAG
Messenger RNA from Lymnaea stagnalis (great pond snail), 1758 nucleotides. The record is from the annotation of a GenBank genome assembly. Lineage: Eukaryota; Metazoa; Mollusca; Gastropoda; Lymnaeidae.